AUGCACCUCCUCGCCACCCUCCUCGUAACAGCCCUAUCCAGCACGCUCGUUCUAUCCGACACCCUGAAGCCCCGAAACUGGGACCUCCAUCUCCUCACCCCGGGCUGUUCCCCCAAUUCCUCCAACUUCGACAUCUCAAUCUACCACCGCUCCGGGGUCGCCGCGCGCUCGUGCAUCUCGCUCGCCGAGGACGCGAAUCCCAACACGACGGCCGUGGCGACUAUUUCGUGGAAGAGUCCGAUCGCGAAACCGUAUGCGCUGUGCACGUUCAGGGAUGGCGAGUGUAGCGCUGAUGCAUUUGUUGAGGCCGUGAGGGGGGAUUGGGAGGUUUGUUAUCCGUACAAGGGGUGGGUGGGGUGGAAGGUUGUGGGGUUUGGGGAGGAUUGUAUCUAG
Messenger RNA from Aspergillus melleus, 393 nucleotides. RefSeq lists its product as uncharacterized. The transcript is spliced from 2 exons. NCBI's taxonomy places the organism in Eukaryota, Fungi, Ascomycota, Eurotiomycetes, Eurotiales, Aspergillaceae. The coding region runs from base 1 to 393 and encodes 130 amino acids. The record is from RefSeq and is a predicted model, not a curated record.